Andrographis paniculata is the source of this 655-nucleotide messenger RNA. RefSeq lists its product as uncharacterized. The transcript has 2 exons. The record is from RefSeq and is a predicted model, not a curated record. Lineage: Eukaryota; Viridiplantae; Streptophyta; Magnoliopsida; Lamiales; Acanthaceae. The annotation marks the transcript as partial.
CCUACAAUUACAACUACAAUUACAAAGCGACCUGUCCUCUCCCUCCGCCUUCGGACUCGAUUCUUCCUUCUCGCUAUUUCAGUUUCUUUCUUGGCUUGGUUUUUUACAAGUUGUUUCCGACGCUGCUUGCUUGCUUUUGUUUCCAGGUCAGGUCGUGUUGUGGCGAUGAACACCGGAAUGAGGUCAUGCGCUUCCAAGCUACUCGCUUCUGCUGGCUCGAUUUCUUCCAAAUCAGUGAACAGGAGCAUUCACUCAACCAGUGUAAAGAAGAUGGGAGGAGGACAUGGGCAUGACGAGCCCUACUACCUUCAUGCAAAGCACAUGUACAACUUGGACAGGAUGACAAAUCGAAAGCUAAAAAUGAGUCUUGGUGUCUUUUCAGCAUUCAGCAUUGGUGUUGGAGUCCCCAUCUUUGCAGUCAUCUUUCAGCAGAAGAAGACUGCCUCAGGAUGAGAUAUUUUUGAUAACUUUUUCACUGUAAUAACAGAGAGCGCAUGCAUUCUUCUUUUUCUAUAAUAAGAUUGCCUGUUUGGAAUGGUAGGGUAGAUUGAAGCUGAGAAUGUUAUGUUUCAAAAGAAAAUUGUGUGUUGUGUUUGGACUCGCUCUGUUGCCAUCUUUCUGAGCUUGAUAAUAGAUUCUUUGUAUAAUUAAACUA